This is a messenger RNA of Neoarthrinium moseri, 219 nucleotides long. RefSeq lists its product as uncharacterized. The transcript has 5 exons. The record is from RefSeq and is a predicted model, not a curated record. Lineage: Eukaryota; Fungi; Ascomycota; Sordariomycetes; Amphisphaeriales; Apiosporaceae. Gene Ontology annotation, biological process: attachment of spindle microtubules to kinetochore. Bases 1 to 219 code for a protein of 72 amino acids. Gene Ontology annotation, cellular component: DASH complex; mitotic spindle.
AUGGAGAGCCCUCAUGAGCACCAGCAGAAUCUCCUGCUGUCGCGCAUCAUCACAAAUGUUGAGAAACUGAACGAGUCCAUUGUGGUGAUGAACAAGAGCCUUCAGGACAUCAAUGUGCAGAACAUGAACAUCGAGCUCGUCGCGCAGAUGUUCAAGAACUACCAGUCCAACGUGCUCUUCCACCUCGAAGCCACGGAUGGGUUAAAGGAUCCUUCGUAG